AUGAAGUUUUUUCUGACCCAUGUAGGGGACUGUCACUUCCCAUGUGAACACGGCUGGUGCCUCGCUACGAACGACUGUGAAUGUGAUGAAGGCUAUGAAGGCCUGCAGUGUCAACACGAUAUUGACGAGUGCUGGUAUGGAUCAGACGAGUGUGACCAUGAGAAUGGCGGCUGCACCAACACAGAAGGGUCUUACAACUGUUUCUGUAAUGACGGGCUGCAUCUAUUCAAUGGAACAGAAUGCCGCGAAACCCCUGACGUCGACGAGUGUGCGAGGGGCGAUAGCGGCUGUGCGCAGAACUGCCACAACACGCACGGGUCGUACUUCUGUACCUGUGACGCAGGGUACGUCUUAGCUGCCGACGAUCACGCCUGCACAGAUAUCAACGAAUGCGCCACCAACAACGGUGGAUGCGAACACUUUUGCGACAACGUUCCUGGCGGGCGAGACUGUAGCUGCAGGCGUAACUUCCGCCUUGUGGACGGGCGUAUAUGUCGAGAUGACGACAUGUAUCCGUACGGAGAGGAAGCUGGUGAGGUUCCCCGUCGGUGGGACUUUUCAACCUGCAACGAGGAGACCUUGCCGCAAGAGGGCUUCCGGUUCUUCGGAAGGCGGCACCACGAGAUACACAUCUGUGACAACGGCAUCGUCAGCUUUGACCGGAUCAACCGCCCGCGGGACCCGGCAUUGAUACAGAACACCUUCGCCUUCCGCAAGACUGCCGUUCUUGCUCCUUUCCUGGCCAGGUCCGACGCUUCGCUGCUAGACACUCUUCCCGAGGAUGAGAGGACGAAGAUCUACUACAGCUUCUACGAGAGAGGCGACGGGAACCCCGCAACGGACGAGGUGCUACAGAAGGCACGGGACGACGGGAGAUCAACCCCUGGGUACUAUUCUCCAGCCUAUGAUCCAGUGUGGGCGUUUGUAGUGACAUGGACGAGGGUUCCCCCAGACUGCAGCAUGUAUGGCGGCGGAGUGUGUCCGCUACCACACGACCAGCUCCCGGUGAAUGAUUUUCAACUGGCCAUAUCGACCAACGGGACCCACUCCUACGCUACGUUCGUUUAUCCCACAAUGAAACAAGAGUGGGUCAGUACGGACGAAGCACGGGACGGCGGUCGUCGGAAAUGCCCAAAAGCUGACGGGACAGUUGCUGUUGGAGGCUACAGUGCCGGUGACGGGACGGGUCCCUAUCCUUACACCCCUGCCACCAACGCCAGUCUGGUGUUCAGAAAUAGGGACUUCUCCGGGAAGGAUUGUGUCGGACGGAGAUUUCCCAGACCGACACAGGUGUCGAUGAGGAAUUUGUGGUAUAAUAACGGCGGAAACUGGAAGUUUGCCCUGCAGCCCCAGGAGGAAACGGCUGUCCCAGAGUCAUCAGUGCCGGAGUGCUCUAGAUGGAUAAGGCAACAGGUUGUAGAGGAUCCCACCCAGCUGCUGGGCUACAGCGCCUUACCUCCGGUCUUCUCCUGUCCGUGCUCUGCCGAGCAGGCGUUCUUUGAUCCAACGUACACCGUCCAAAGCUCUCAGUUCAGCCAGUCUAGGUUUUGCGCAAGAAGUAGGCGCCGAGUCCACACGCUGGUCGGCUCGGAGAGGCUCAUCAUGUCCAGGACCUGCUGCUACUCCACUGCGUACUGGUGGCGGGAAUCAGCUCGCGGGCGAAACUGGAGGAGAACCCGGAACAGGAUCGGCGGUGGAACUCUCUUGACCGGGCACGCGGGGGGCCAUCUUGUUAUUAACGAUCAGGUAGCUGACGAGGCCGCCUACCAGAGCUGCUGUGUGGGUGCCUCCGGCCUGAGGAGUGGGUGGUACUGUCAGAGGUUCCAAACGCUUCGACCCUUGUCUGCUCCGUCAGCGCCCGGCUGCAGACAUUAUCCUGUCAACAUUGGAUGGACGUGGUUCCGCUGGGAUCCACAUUUCACUACGAUGGACGGUGUCAGCUACACCUUCAACGGGCUCGGAGAAUACGUCAUCGUUGAUGUGGACAACGGGCUGUACCAGGUGCAGGGUCGGACAGCUCUUGCACAAGGAAGCAGUCAUGCAACGGUCAUCUCUGCAGUUGCCAUAAACGAGAGAGGAAAGCUCCCCAUCCAGACAAACAUAGUAGGCAACUCAAGCCUGGAUCUCUAUAUAAACGGAAGCAUGGCAGACACCUCAGUUUUUGAAAGCAAUGAUGAGAUAGAGGUUGGGGACAAUGCCAUUAUCCUCAAACCCAGCAAUGACUCCAUCCUUGUCGUCUUCGUCAGCGGGAUGACUGUCAAAGUUUCCGCCAAGAAGGGAAUGUUAGCAGUGGAGUUUUCAGCACCUCCUGAGUUCCGAGGAAAGGUCCGAGGCCUACUGGGGAGGUGGGACGGAGACUCGACUAACGACUUCGAGGCCUUCAACGGCACAGUGUUUCCCGCUGAUUCUACGGAACGAGAGCUGUACGGUUUUGGAAACUCAUGGCAAGUAACCGCAGAAGAUGGACCCAAGAAGUCCUUAUUCUUCUACAAGGACGGGGAAGACGUGAACACUUUCACUGCCCAAGACUACGAGCCGAAGUACACAGACGAGAUCGUCUUCAGCGACCCGGAAUUGGAGACAAGGGCGCGCGAGAUCUGCGGUAACGAUACGGAGUGCCUGUUCGAUGUCAGCCAGACGGGAGACAUAGAGGUUGCAGUCAUCACUGUCGAAGGGAAGGAGGAAUUUGCGAGUCAGACGACUGCUCGAGACCGAUUCCCCCCGACUGUAAGUGGACCGGAUGCAGUCUACGCCACUGUUAACGAAACAGUGACAGUUCGCAUCAACGCUUCUGAUCCAAACAACGGGUCACUCGUGUUCAAGCUCGGGGAAGACACGCCCGCUACUGUAGAUCUGACUGUUGAGGAAGACGUGGCAACGCUUACCUGGCAGGUCACCUCUGACGCACCGUUCAACCUGCAAGUGGACGUGUUCGGCUCGGACAACACGACUGCGCAGUACUGGCCCGCCGUGUACAUGUGCUCCUGUCUGCACGGGGGGAACUGUGACGGCAGCGGCGACCCCGAUCCUGCAUUAGCGGGGGGAGAGACCAAGUUUGUACAGAGAUCCUGCACAUGUGCACCCGGCUACACCGGAGACAGGUGUGAGGAGGACAUCGACGCAUGCCUGCUGAACUUUAACCCGUGCUUCCCCGGGGUGCAGUGUGAGGAUGUCCCCGCGCCAGCCGGGGACGGGCCGGACGGCUUCACGUGUCGAGACUGCCCGAGUGGGUACACUGGGAACGGCUUCGACUGUGAAGACCUUGACGAGUGCGGGACAUCAGAAGGAGACGUGUGUGAUCACACCUGUGAGAACUACCCAGGAACCUUCAUCUGCUCCUGCCAUGAGGGAUUCGAGCUCGCAGAGGACAACGUUUCAUGCCAAGAUAUAGACGAGUGUGCCCUGCAGCUGACCAACUGCAGUCAGCAGUGUGUGAACACCGCCGGAUCCUUCACCUGUACCUGUCGGGACGGGUUUACACUGGCAGCUAACGGACAGGAUUGUGAACCUGACAACCCGUGCAGUGCAGGAGACGACCCUGGAUGUGACUCAGAGUUUGGCUGGUGCAUCACGAACAGCCAUGGUACAGCUGAGUGUGUCUGUAGGUCUGGAUAUGUGCUGUCCUCGGACAACAGAACAUGCGAAGAUUAUGAUGAGUGUUCUGCUGGUGACCACCACUGCUCUCAGCUGUGUAACAACACCGCUGGAGGCUACAGCUGCUACUGUGGGGAGGGGUACUACCCUGAUGAAGAGAAGAGCCAUUUGUGCUGGGACAUUGAUGAAUGCUUUGAGCUGACAGACAAUUGUACAGAGCAUGAGGUAUGUGAGAACGACCCCGGUUCCUUCCACUGCAACUGUACCGACGACGCUGUGUUAGUAGGAGACAUCUGUGUCCCUGUGACAACGACUCCAGCCAUGACAACAAUGACGACAACUCAGUCAACAACCGAUCAGACCAGUACCACUCCGCUUCCUACCACCACCGCCGCUACUACUACUGCUACUACUCCUUUAGCUCAUGAUACUACUGAACCCACUGCACCACAGUCUUCCACAAUGACUAGUACCCUGCAUCUUUCUACCCCAAGUACCACUAACCCCCUAACCACUACCACAACUGUACCUACCACCUCUGUUCCAACCAACACACCCUGGCAUACCACAAGUGCCACUAACGUCUUAACCAAUACCACCACAACGCUGACAACCACCUCUAAUCCAACUACCACCCCCAGGUCAUCCCAUCGAACAUCUGCAGUCGCUAGCACUAUGACUUCCACUACCACAAGCACCACUAUACCUCCAUCCACCAGUGCCACUACUGUAUCCUCUACGUCAGCCACUGUACCCAGUUCUCCUCGCCAAACCACCAGUACCAUGGUUCCUACAACCACUGCACAUAUUAUUUCUCCUAAAACCACCAAAACCACUGAUGCACAAUUUUUCACCUCUGCUAAACCUGAUACCAGCACCACUACCAGUACUGUUGUUCCUCCAUCUACUUCAGAAUCUCCAUCUUCAAGUACUCGGACAAUGUCCUUGCCUCAAACCACUAAAACCACAGAAGCCCAACAACCAACCACUGGAACUACCACAACUGUUACUCCAUCAACAUCUCCGCCUCUUAGCACUACCGCAAACCUAGACAAGUAUGAGUAA
Molecule: messenger RNA, 4659 nt
Organism: Branchiostoma floridae (Florida lancelet)
Lineage: Eukaryota; Metazoa; Chordata; Leptocardii; Amphioxiformes; Branchiostomatidae
Product: mucin-like protein
Exons: 27
Coding region: 1-4659 (1552 amino acids)
Biological process (GO): cell-matrix adhesion
Molecular function (GO): calcium ion binding
Source: RefSeq, a predicted model, not a curated record